This is a messenger RNA of Zea mays, 1250 nucleotides long. RefSeq names its product electron transporter/ thiol-disulfide exchange intermediate. The coding region runs from base 178 to 1080 and encodes 300 amino acids. The transcript has a single exon. The record is from RefSeq and is marked validated. Gene Ontology annotation, molecular function: oxidoreductase activity, acting on a sulfur group of donors, disulfide as acceptor. Lineage: Eukaryota; Viridiplantae; Streptophyta; Magnoliopsida; Poales; Poaceae.
ACAAGCAAGUGGCCACCUUUGAGUGGAUGUUGGAAGAAAUAGCAGCCACAAGCAAGUAGUCACCUGUGUCAUCUUAUUCCGAUCCUAGCCCCUCCCAUCUCCAAUUCCUCGCUUCCUCCUCCCUUCUCUAGUUCUCUGAUCCUCAGCACUUAGCAUCAAGCUUAGCACACCGGCGAGAUGGCCUCCACCUCCACCUUCCUGUCCACCCUCGCCAGCAGGUCCGCGGCAGCCGAUAGCCUGCGCAGCGCCGUGCCGUCCUUCGCCAAGAUCGUCAGGUUCUUGCCCGCGCAGGCGCAGAUCAGCCGCAGGCGGCGCGCGGCGGUGCUGCCCACGCCGAGGGCGGCGGUGUCGGGCACCGAGAAGGCGCCGUCGAGCAAGCACGAGCGCGUGGUCAGGGUGCACAGCACCCAGGAGUUCGACGACGCGCUCAAGGCCGCCAAGAACCGGCUGGUGGUGGUGGAGUUCGCGGCGAGCGACAGCGAGGACAGCAGCCAGAUCUACCCGACCAUGGUGCAGCUCAGCCGCACCUGCGGCGACGUGGACUUCCUGCUGGUCCUGCGCGACGACGAGUCGGAGGCCACCGAGGAGCUGUUCCGCCGGGAGGGCGUCACGAAGGUGCCCCACUUCAACUUCUACAAGGGCGCCGAGAAGGUGCACGAGGAGGAGGCCAUCGGCCCCGAGCGGCUCGCGGGCGACGUCCUCUACUACGGCGACAGCCACUCGGCGGUGGUGCAGCUGCACUCGCGGGAGGACGUGGAGGCGCUCAUCGACGAGCACCGCGGCGACAAGGGCAAGCUCGUCGUGCUGGACGUGGGCCUCAAGCACUGCGGGCCCUGCGUCAAGGUGUACCCCACCGUGCUGAAGCUGUCGCGGUCCAUGGUCGACAACACCGUCUUCGCGCGCAUGAACGGCGACGAGAACGACAGCUGCAUGGAGUUCCUCAGGGCCAUGAAGAUCGUGGAGGUGCCCACUUUCGUCUUCAUCAGGGACGGCCAGAUCGUCGGCCGCUACGUCGGCUCCGGCAAGGGGGAGCUCGUCGGUGAGAUCCUCCGAUACAACGGCGUCAGGGUCACCUACUGAAGUGAAGUAGUGAACAACAAACCAGUCAGAGUCAGAGCAAGCGCAAGCCGACAAGCAACGCUUCGAUACAAAAUUGAAGACGAUACAAAAUUUUAGAUUACUGCGACAUCCAUCGACGAUUGGCCGAUGUUUAGACUGUUUAUUGUGUACCAUUACCAUACUUGCCCGUU